AAUAACACAUCCGCGUGCCCAGAGCUGCCCGUCAUGAAGGAGCUGAAGAGCAAGGCGUUCUGGAGGGCCGUGGCCGAGCUGGUGGGCAUGACCCUCUUCAUCUUCCUCAGCAUUACAGCUGCCGUCGGAAACGCCAACAAUGACAAGCCAGAUCAGGAGGUCAAGGUGGCUCUGGCGUUUGGUUUGUCCAUUGCCACUCUCGCCCAAAGCCUGGGUCACAUCAGCGGAGCCCAUCUGAACCCGGCUGUGACUCUGGGCUUGCUGGCCAGCUGCCAGAUCAGCCUGCUGAAGGCUGUGAUGUAUAUCGUGGCCCAGAUGUUCGGCGCGGCGCUGGCGAGCGGCAUCGUGUCUGGCGUCACCAAAGGAGAAGCCCUGGGGCUAAAUACGAUCCAUAGCGAUAUUUCUCCCGGUCAAGGUGUUGGUAUUGAACUCUUUGCUACCUUCCAGCUAGUGUUGUGUGUCAUAGCAACCACGGACAAAAGAAGGCAGGACGUGUCAGGCUCCGCCCCUCUGGCGAUCGGCCUCAGCGUCUGCCUGGGUCAUUUGACAGCCAUCAGUUUCACGGGAUGCGGGAUCAAUCCGGCUCGAUCUUUCGGCCCUGCAGUGAUUCUCAGAGAUUUUACCAACCACUGGGUGUAUUGGGUGGGCCCUAUGUGCGGAGGUGUGGCAGCUGCGCUGGUCUAUGACUUCCUUCUCUACCCUAAACUGGACGACUUCCCUGACCGCGUGAGGGUGCUGGUGUCCGGCCCGGCCACAGACUACGACGUCAACGGUACUGACGAUCCCCCUGCUGUCGAGAUGUCAUCAAAGUGAUAUGAUAGUGUAUGAUAUUCUUCAAGAGCACAAAACAUCUGUAAAUAUACCGCUUUUUCCCCACAGAGAAAUAGCGUUCAUUUUAAUUGACUAUAUGACAGCGUGGAAUUGCAAAUGCAAAACCGUCCUCGUAGUUGUUCAGAGAGACAGCUGGCGUUUUGUAUUAUUGUUUGUACUCUUAUUUAGUGAAUCAGUAUGUACCUCAGGAAAUUUAUACAGUUUUCACUAUUUUUUUUCUUAAACACUUUGUGUUUUUGUGAAUGUUUUUUUCACUUUGUAUUGUGUAACGUGUACACUAUGAUAUUGUGUUUUUUGUAAUUAAACUUCAUAAUGUUUAAUCCUAAAGUGUUUUAUAUGAAUUACAAAAAUAAAUUCCAAGACAAAAUGAUGAUUUAAAUAUCAGCUGACUUUUUAAGUUGCUCAUAUAUAACUGUUAAGAUAUUAAUCAAAUGCAUUUUGUUUUAAUCAGUAAUGGAGGAGUUACUUUAGAAGGUAUAUCCAUGACAUUUUUAAAAAGCCUACUUUCUUUGAAAUAUGUGGAUGAUUGCUUCUGUAAUAUACUGAAGGCAUGUCGAAA
Messenger RNA from Puntigrus tetrazona (Sumatra barb), 1390 nucleotides. RefSeq names its product aquaporin-1-like. Gene Ontology annotation, molecular function: ammonium channel activity; water channel activity; carbon dioxide transmembrane transporter activity. The record is from RefSeq and is a predicted model, not a curated record. Gene Ontology annotation, cellular component: membrane. Lineage: Eukaryota; Metazoa; Chordata; Actinopteri; Cypriniformes; Cyprinidae. Gene Ontology annotation, biological process: hyperosmotic response; carbon dioxide transmembrane transport; renal water transport.